Messenger RNA from Centrocercus urophasianus (Greater sage-grouse), 9145 nucleotides. It is a transcript of the gene PGBD5, whose product is annotated as piggyBac transposable element derived 5. The record is from RefSeq and is a predicted model, not a curated record. NCBI's taxonomy places the organism in Eukaryota, Metazoa, Chordata, Aves, Galliformes, Phasianidae. Gene Ontology annotation, biological process: non-replicative DNA transposition. The transcript is spliced from 7 exons. Gene Ontology annotation, cellular component: nucleus. The coding region runs from base 1 to 1698 and encodes 565 amino acids. Gene Ontology annotation, molecular function: transposase activity.
AUGAUGGCGGAGGGCGGCGGCGGGCCGGCGCGGCGGAAGGCGCUGUCGCUGCUGGAGGCGGCCCGCUCCCGCUACGAGAGCCUGCAGAUCUCAGACGAUGUCUUCGGGGAGUCGGGCCAGGACAGCAGCGGGAACCCGUUCUACAGCACCUCGGCCGACUCCCGCUCCGCCGCCUCUUCCCAGGACGAGGAGGACGACGAGGAGGGCGAGGGGCGCCCGGAGGGGCGCCCGGAGGGGCCGUGCCCGCGGAGCAGGGCGGCGCGGCGUCGCGUCCCCAGGCCGGCGGCGGCCCCGGCGGAGCGGCGGCGGCAGCAGCAACGACAAGCAGGAGGCGGCGCGGUGCCGGGCGGCCCGGGCCCGAUGGAGGAGGGGGAGGAGGAGGAGGACGCGGAGACGGGCGGCUGGACGCGGUCUCUGCGAGACGUCCCGCCGCCUCGCUUCAAGGAUAGCAGCGGUCCAACACGAAAAAUGCCCUUGACUGCCAGUGCCAUGGACUUUUUUCAACUCUUUGUCCCCGACAACGUACUAAAAAACAUGGUGGUACAAACCAACAUGUAUGCCAAGAAGUACCAGGAGAGAUUUGGUAGUGACGAUACCUGGAUUGAUGUCACCUUGACGGAAAUGAAGGCUUUCCUAGGCUAUAUGAUAUCGACCAGCAUCCACCACUGUGAGUCUGUUCUCAGCAUAUGGAGCAGCGGCUUCUAUAGCAACAAGAGCAUUGCACUUAUCAUGACACAAUCACGGUUUGAGAAGAUCCUGAAGUACUUCCACAUUGUGGCCUUCCGCUCGAGCCAGACAACGCAUGGACUCUACAAAAUCCAGCCUUUCCUGGACUCUCUGCAGAAUGGCUUUGACUCUGCUUUUAGACCUUCACAAGCCCAGGUUCUGCAUGAGCCCCUGAUUGAUGAGGAUCCUGUUUUCAUUGCCACGUGCACAGAGAGGGAGCUGCGCAAGAGGAAAAAAAGGAAAUUCAGCCUCUGGGUUCGUCAGUGCUCAUCCACUGGUUUCAUCUGCCAGAUUUAUGUCCAUCUCAAAGAAGGCAGUGGUGCUGACGGGCUGGAUGCUUUGAAGAACAAGCCACAGCUGCACAGUAUGGUGGCCAAAAGCCUUUGUCAGAAUGCCUCUGGGAAGAACUACAUUAUCUUCACUGGCCCAAGCAUUACCAGCCUCAAUCUCUUUGAAGAAUUUGAGAAGCAAGAAAUUUACUGCUGUGGGUUGCUGAGCGCCAGGAAGAGUGACUGUACAGGCCUACCUCCAUCCAUGCUGAACAACCCUGACACUCCCCAGUCCAGAGGACAAUACAGAAUAAGAAUGAAGGGAAACAUGUCCUUGAUCUGCUGGUACAACAAAGGGCACUUCCGUUUUCUGACUAACGCCUAUUCACCGGUUCAACAAGGAGUUAUAAUUAAGAGAAAAAGCGGAGAAAUUCCAUGCCCCUUGGCGGUUGAAGCAUUUGCUGCUCACCUUAGCUAUAUCUGCAAAUACGACGACAAAUACAGCAAGUAUUUUAUUUCUCACAAACCAAACAAGACCUGGCAGCAAGUAUUCUGGUUUGCCAUCAGCAUUGCUAUAAACAAUGCCUACAUCCUCUACAAGAUGUCAGAGGCCUACCAUGUGACGAGGUAUAGCCGUGCACAGUUUGGUGAAAGACUUGUAAAGGAGCUUCUGGGCUUGGAAGACAUCUCACCUUCCCAUUGAUGUAACGUUCUUGGAGGCAUAGGCAGGAGGUGGAAGGUAAGCAGAAGAAAAUACCACACCUGCAACAGCAAAGCAAGGAACUUCUGAUGCCACCAGUGCUGUCCUUAUCCAAAAACACCAAGUGAUGCCACUAGAGAGGUGGAAACUUUGUUCCUAGCAGCAGCUGGAUGUAAACAUGUUCUGCAGAAAGUGCCACAAGAAACGCUGACACAAAAUUGCAUAUGUGAAUGCCCUGUGGGUAUCUGUACACUGGAAAUGGACUUAAAUUAGUUGUCUCUCAAUGCCGUUCAUUAAACAGGGUCAUCUUGUAAAGUCAUGCUUGGGCUCAGUGCUUUCCACAAGCUGAGAUAGCUCAGCAGGCCCAGGUGGGCAUUGCGUAGAACUCUAUACCUUAUUUGGAGUUAUUCAAUUCUAGGACAAGUAGUGUAAGUCUGUACCAUGGACUGUGGUUGAGAGUGCCAACCACCUUGUAGGAACCAUUGCUGUCCUCACAGUGUGCUAGAAGAAGCAGUUCCAAGACACAAACCCCAAAUAGGCAUAUUGACUAAUAAAACCUUUAAAGCAGGCAGCCAGGAACUGAGAACUGAUUAAGACUUUUUUCUUUCUUUUUUUCUUUUUAAAGCAUAAGGCAAUUUGAUCCCCUGUAGAUCACAGCAAGAUUAGAAGAAACCAAAUACAUGAGUAAAUUUAAAAUGGAAAAGCAUGACACUGAUUUUUUUUUUUUUUUAAACCAAGAUGAAACAUUUUAUACAUGAACAGUGAGUGGAUUAAUACUGCCUCACAUCUUAACUGCCAUGGCAGUUAAAAUCUGUUGGUAUACAGAUCAGAAAUAAGAACCUAACAAUCAUAUUUUUUCUUGAUUUCAGCCAUCUUGUAUGUUGCUUUAAAGUCUAACAUAACGGACUGUUAAGUGGAUAACAAAAACAGUUUGUUUAAUUUCCUUUUAUAAGCGUCAAGACUUCUCAGUCCAGUUUGGAACUUCACUUGGCACACAGUUGGCAGGAAGAAAAUAAUUCACUAAUAGCUGUGUGUUUCACAUUAUCACUGCAGGAUGUUCUGUAGGAAUUCUUCUCACUAGAACACAGGGUUUGUUGCAGUAGCUGUAAUUAAGCAGAUUACUUGUUUAUCAAAAUAACAUAGCAUUGUGUUUUGCAAAAAGAAAGAAGUCCAGUUACAGCCAGAAGUUAAGCAUCACUAGAACAGAGCAAGCCUAAAGAGUUCACCUGAGUCACACUGUAGAGGACAAGCAUUGUCAUGUGCUGGGGCCUGUGGCUGAGCAACUACAAUUUGGCAUUGGUGGAAUCUGAAGGCAUUAAAGCUUUAGGAAGCAGUGGAGAGCGAGGGAAGUAUGGUUGAACCAGGAGAGAAUAUGGAGGUGAAAUACUGCCCUGCCCUCCACGCAUUAUUGAUUUCAGUCCACAACUCAAUCACCAAAAAACCGUCUGUAUUCUAAAGGUUAACAGUGAUGAAAAUAGAGUUGUAUUAACUUACAAGGCAUAAACCAUGUUGCUAGAAGGACCAACUGAUUUUUGGUCCCCAAGCUUAGCAUUUCCUGAGAAAUUUUAUCAAAGAACAACUUGGGCUGAUUCAAGAGUGAUGGAGUGAUUGAUUGAUUGAGAGAUCAAUGUAAACCUCACUAGUUUAUAUGAAGGGUCGUGAACAUGAAUUUCAGAACUGCCUGAAUUCCAUUGCUAUGACCAUCAGAUAUGCCAAGGCACUGCAAAUACGUAUUGUGUAAAUCAGCAGGGGCUGGUAAAUUACUCUCUGGCUCAGAGAGAAUCCUUGCACUGACAGCUGUCUGUUUCCACCAACGUUUUGGUUUUUGGGGUAAGCUUAGGCAGAUCUCACCUGGUUGCAGGGAAAGUAAAGGGACAGCCAACACUUCAGUGGUUCUGCUUGCAGUACCACCUGGAGACUGCCCCACCUGUCCUGCUCUGCCUGCCAGCCACAAGAUGAGUGACAACCUACAGGUUUCUUAGGUGCUCAUUUUCUCAGUCCACAGCGUCUCCAUCCUGGAAAAGAGAAUAGCAAAGGUUACAACCAUGUGCACUGGAGGUCUCAGAGCCUCAAGAGGAAUGGGAGGGUUUGUACCACUGUAAGUCCUUGGCAGUGCUGGGCUGUGGAGGGCCCUGAAGAUGAAUUCAAAUCUCCUUGUCCCAGCAGGGAAUGGAGAUGAUCCUUCUGCAGACUGAAUGUGUGUGUGGCUGGGUCUUACCAGUCUUCUAAAUAUCGUAAGUGGAGGGGGAGACAAAAGUCCAGCUGUCAGUUUCCAUUUCUUAAGAAACUCCAGAGAUACCUGAAGGCAAAUGGUGUUAUUGUUCUGAGAUCUCUGCUUAGGCAGUGCUGGCUUUCAUUGUGACAGGAUGAUUAGUGACAACUUUCUUAUGCCCUGUAAGUUUAUAUGGCAGUCAGAGUCAGGCUAGUAAAGAUAGGUGUGGCAGGAACUCUGCAGGUCAAACGUUGCAUGAACAGUAGCUGCUGGGAGCCCAUUCCCCUGCUAAACCAGAGCAUUUGCAAGAUGCUGACGCCCCCAGCAGCAAUGGAAAGGCUUGCAGAGCUUCCUAGGAGCUGCUUUGCAUGUCUGAGGAGCAAGCACAGCACUCUCCAGCUGUGUUGUAGCCCCUUCAGCUGGAGCUGGAGCCCUUUGCAAAUUAUUACAUCAUUACUGUGUAUGCUUGAAGGCCUGGAUCUAUGCCUUCCCAUUUAGUAAAUGCCUUUUCUUUUUCAGGUGUCAGUAGGUCCAAGGUUUUGGAACAUUGAGUUUUUCUACUAACUUAUGUUGUUAAUUACGGGAAUUACUUGAGCUAAAAUGACGAGGUCCUAGCUUUUUGCCUCAGGGACUGGGUCCUGAGUAGUUUUCCCUAGAAUUGGUGUUGAUGGGGGAUUACACAGUGGCUGACUAUUACAGGGAAGAUGCUUUAGUCUCCUUUUGCAAAGGAGAAAAAUUUAAACAAAAUUAUAGCUUUGCAAUGAAUUUCAUUUUCUUAGCCUUAACCAUCCUUCAUCAUUUUGAACAGGUGCCCUAAGCAUGCUCAAACAUUCCAUAAGUAAGCAAAAAUAUUUAUAUAUAUUUGUAUGUACAAAAUGCCUGAAUUUUGGCUCUGAAAGCCAACAAGCAGAACCCACCAAAGCAUAGUUUAUAUCCACAGAUAACUGUUCCACCUUAUCUUCUCCAUCUGUUGACUUGGAGUGGAUAGGGUUGAGGAAAGUUAUGAUUUUUCCUUGUCAAAAAAGCAUCUUGCACUUUCUCUAAGUUACUAUUAAAAAAAAACACCAAAAAACAAACAAACAAACAAACAAAAAAAACCCAAACCAAAAACAAAACAAAAAACCCAGCAAAGUAAUCAAGGAAGAAAUAGAAUGAGAUUAAAAAGCAAAAGUUCAUUAAUCUGCAGCUCAGAUUCUGUAGCAUUUCCUUUACUGCAAAUUGGCUGACUCAGAUUUGGUUCUCCCACCUGCCUGUAACACUAAAGCUUCUCCCUAGGUAAAGGGGAAAAAAAAAAAAAAAAGAUUUAGUCUCAAAGUAGUGCAAGGAUGCUGGUUGUACUGUGCACGUGUAUGUUAACUGUGCAAUGGCUUGUGAGAUGACACGAAGUUUUCCUAUCUUUUGUUUUGUUUUGUUUUGUAUCCUUGAGACAAUCUGGGUAAGAGAUCUUAAAGCUCCGCAGUGGCUAAAAGACAGUAGAAAUACCAACCAGGUCACAGAGAAACUUCUGUACAUUUUUCUGGGAAUGAGAGUUUGAAGCUGAAGUAAACAUGGGAUCAGAAAGACUCAUGUCUCUCCUGCUGAACUGAAUUUUAAUUCAUCUGUACUUCUGAAAAUGAUUUAACUAUGGUAUGCAAACUCUGUUCCAGAGAACCAAGACCAUCAGUGAGACAUACUGACCAUCUUCUAUGCACAGUGCUUCUUUCAAGAAAUGUCUGUCCUGCCAUGGUCCAUUCAUGGAAAGCAUUUCUUUCCUAGUGCAUAAUAUAACAAUAUGACAAGAGCUCAGAAGCCACUGUGAAAUGGUUUCCACUGCUGUUGUCUUAGCUGAAAAAUGCUCCAAGGGCUUGCAGAAACUCUGCCAUUUUUUACUUCAGCCCAUUUGUGCACUCAGCACUAGGGCACAAUUUAAAGACGCCUCUUCUCUGUUUAUUAUUUCUUUUCUCUGGCCCCAGCUCUUCUUCAUUUACAGUGACAUCCCAGAGCCACUAAUAGGUACAACUUUGCUUUCUUCAGAAAAAUACAUUUACCCAUUUCCAGACUGGCAUGAAGGAGAGCAACUCCAAGCCCUUUUGUCACCUUCAGCUGUGCUUCUGUGGCUGUGGCUUUUUAUUUUUGCUGAAGGGUUGUUUUUUUUUUUUUCCUUCUAGUAUUUAGUAGACUGCCUUGAGCUGUGGGUAGUUAAAGAACCUUCCACUGGCUUUGUGUCUUGCAUGUCUUAGCAUCCACUAGUCCUGCAUCUGAUUUCAGUGAUGAGCAGAGGUUUAUGCUGCACUGAUAGCUGUGUGUGUCUACCUCUUGGAAAGUGCUCUUACAACAGCGGUAGUCAUCAGAUACCAUUAUCCUUUCACAUAGGAGCUUUCCCCUUCAUAAUCAGUGAGGCACAGCAGAGAUAAAGGCAUGAUAAAACUGUAAAAUGGGGCUUGCAUUCUUGCUGAUUAAGUCCAUGUUCUGUGUUUUCAGCAACUUUGUUCUUUGUCAGUUGUGCUUUUCCAAACUAAAACUGGGAGCAGGAUGGACGUCAUCCUGCUCUGCAGCAAGGGCUGUGGGAGCACAGUAUGGAUUCUUUGCACAUACAGGCCCAUAUGAGUCAAAACCAAGCUGUGCUAAAGGUAAGAGAAAGCUGAAUAAAACAGAGCAGCCCAGCCUGCCAGGGGAGCACAGAGCAGGGAUAUAAACAGAGAAUCCAAAGCCCUGCUGUAGACUAGUCAUCAGUGCAAAAUUCAGAGAAAUAAUUACUAAGGCUGUCUUGAGGAAAGUAUGAAGUCUUCCAUCCAUCCCUGCUGUGGAAUGUGCCACAGCAAUUUCUGAUUACUGUGACUGGUGUGAGAUUGUCUGUAAAACAAGGAUACAUCUCAGUCUGGUUGAGAAAUACAAGCAAGUGUCAAAAAAAAAAAAAAAAAGAAAAAGCUAGUGAUGUUUUGGAAGGUGAGAAACUUCAGCUUUGAAACAUUUAUGUAUUUGGUCUUCAUUAACUAGGCUAUUUUGCACAGAGCUCAGCACUUGCUUAGAUGUAAACUAUUGCCAGCGCUACUUGGUGUAUGUUUCUUCUUGUAAAGGCUCUUUCCAAACCAACCUUUCCUUCCAGAAGCAUUAUGAACUCGAACUGGAAUGGCCCUUUUGUGGUCAUCUCACUGUUGGGGAACAGCUGAGAAUAUCCACGCUUCUGUACAAAAAUUCUCAUUCUUCCAAAAUUUAGCCCUGAAGAGCUUCCCUGGCUAACAAUGCCUUUGGAGCUCAUGCUGAUCAUCCCACCAGCUCCUGGUCAGUCUGGAAGAGGUCACAACAACAGAGUUGACCUUUCCAUUUACUUUUGUAUUAUUACUUCACUGAUCCUUCCUGAUAUUUUGAAAAUCACAGAUGCAACAGGGUAUUGUUUCUGAAGCCUUUACUAAUUGCAGUCACUGUGAAGGUGUUCCUGUUUUGCCCCAUCAGUGCUGCCCCACCAAGUUUCAUAUGGGCCGAAGAGAUAUUGGCAUCAGCUACCCACUGCUCCCAUUGGAAUGGCUGUGAAAGCUCUUAGCGCUGUCCAAGGGGUUGUGGUAUGUUUUUGUUAUCAAUGGUUUGGUUUUCUUUUUCCUUUUUCUCUUUUUUUUUUUGCUUUCCCCUUUUAUUUAAACCCUUCACACUUACCAGACUGAGCGGGCUGGUAAGCAGCUAUUAGGUAUCACAGAAAGGCCUUACGUGGUAAAUCCCUUUUGUAUCACUCUUCUGAAGUAACGACUGCUAGCAUUAGAUGUCAAAGUGGUCCACACAAUGUGUAGUGCAAAAAUUCUAUCCGUGAAAACAUUACUCUGCAAAAAUGCUCAUUUGAUGUAACUGUAACAAUUCUGGAAUGCUUGGGGAAUCUGGAUGGAGAACCUAGUGGGAAAGGAGCAUGGCAUCAUGCUGUAGGGCUGGGACAUUCAGGAUCCAAUUGGAUAAGCAAAGAGAGGCAAGAUGAGUGCCCAUACACCUCUGUUCAUUAGAAUCAAAAAGCCUGCAAACGCUUCAAGUAUUUACAGAAUGCUCUGGAUUUCAAACAGAGCACUCAAUUUCAGUAGUUACCAAAAAAGCCUGGAAACAAUGAAAAAGAGCCCAGUACACUAGGUUCAUCUGUCCAGAGCCUCAACCCACUCAGUGUCAAAGUCAUGCUGUAGUCCUUUUUCUUCAAUUAAUUCGUGCCAAGGUGUGUGCAAAACGUGCUGAACUAUUUGCAUCUCUCUGUGAAACCAAGUUACUCAUUUGAUGGAAACCAAAUUGAAGGUCUCACACUUACUUUUGCAGCCUGGAUUUUUCCUCUGUUUAUAAGCCAAAUAUUUGCCUGGCAUUUCAGUGCAGAAAUUAAAAAUAAUUUUACCCCGUGUUUUGAAGAGAGAUCAGGGACAGCGAAACAAAGAUUUUUGCCACAGGUGUGGCUAAGUGGUGCAAUGAAGUGGCAGAGGGAACAGAAGAGGCUGGGCAUGCAGAAGAAAGGAGCCAGAUGAUCCCUUCUAACUUACCUGUCAGCAUGUGCACUCCCCUUCCCCUGCUGCCUUGAGUCCAAAAGAAAAGGCUGAUGUUCAAUACAGCCACUCCUCUGCUAGCUUCGCUCCAUGCUUUUGCUUACACUGUGCACUUUGGUAAUCACAGAGCAGGGAGUGCGAGGAAGGGAAGCCGAGGGGGUACCAUGGGAGAGAUGGCAGUGAUGGGAAUUCUGGAAAAGGAAUCUCCCCAUCAGCAUCUCAUUCUAGUUUAUGUAUAAAAUGUUAAAGUGGCAUUCCAUUUAAUGCGGCAACUGCACCAAACACAAAGCUGUCAGAGCGCUUUCAAAACAGCUCCAUUGGGCUGCGCUUACAUCAGCGAUUGCAAUUCUGUUGCAGAGUUCCACAUUUCUGUUGAAAAUGUAAAUCCCACAGGUAAAGCAUACACUGCAACUGCUUUCUUUUCUUUUUUAUUUCUCCGAGCAGUUUUCUAACAGCCACGUCUUUUGGGGAAAUGCAUGUGUGUGACCUCUUCACAGAGCGAUCCACAGCUGUGUUUCUGCAUGGGACAGGGAACUACUUUUGUGACACUGGAUUUGUUCUACACAAAGGCACGCUUGCAAUAAAUUUUUACAAGUUUUGUACACCAUGAGCUAAAUUCUGAGUUCCAAAAAUGUGAAGUGUGGCAACAAUAACAAAAUGGAUUUAUAGUAUCACUCUGAUAUCUUGUCAUGUGAAUUUAUUUCUUCAACGAUGUUUGUUUACAAUCAGCAACUUUGAAAUACAGUCAGAUAUAUUA